This is a messenger RNA of Lacerta agilis (Sand lizard), 1962 nucleotides long. It is a transcript of the gene PHYKPL, whose product is annotated as 5-phosphohydroxy-L-lysine phospho-lyase. Lineage: Eukaryota; Metazoa; Chordata; Lepidosauria; Squamata; Lacertidae. The coding region runs from base 170 to 1639 and encodes 489 amino acids. Gene Ontology annotation, cellular component: mitochondrion. The transcript is spliced from 14 exons. Gene Ontology annotation, molecular function: transaminase activity; pyridoxal phosphate binding. The record is from RefSeq and is a predicted model, not a curated record.
UAUUUCCCCCCGCUGUCUCCUAUAGGCAGCUCUCACUUCCGCCUCCCCUAGCAGGGGAAGAGCCUCACAAGGAACCCGGAAAGCCUUCCUCCAGGAAAAUCAGGUUGCCACUACAAGUGGCAUCUUCAUCCUAUCUCUACGGAUCCUUUUUCCACACUCCUGGGCAGCCAUGAGCGCGGAGCCACGCAGCCGCCAGGAGACUCUGGCUUUGCGGAAGCAGCUCAUCGGAUCCUCCUGCAAGCUUUUUUUCCAAGAAGACCCUGUGAAGAUUAUCAGUGCAAAGGGCCAGUAUAUGUAUGAUGAUAAUGGAAACAAGUACCUUGACUGUAUCAACAACGUUGCUCAAGUUGGACACUGCCACUCAGAAGUGAUCAGAGCAGCACAUCAACAAAAUCUGGCACUAAAUACAAACUCUCGGUAUCUGCAUGACAAUUUGGUAGACUAUGCACAAAGACUUUCUAAUACAUUGCCAAAGAAGCUGUGCACUUUCUAUUUUUUGAAUUCAGGAUCAGAAGCCAAUGAUCUUGCUCUGAGAUUGGCACGGCAGUAUACAAAACAUGAGGACAUACUUGUGGUGGACCAGCGGCUCAGAGCAAGGUACGUGAGGUUCCCAGGCAACUUACCAUCCAAGUCAAGCCUAGAUCUGCUUUUGUUUCUGAGCCAGAAGUACAUCAGAUUCCUUAAGUCCAUUUUCUGGGCCCCAGGUUGCAUGUUGUCAACAUCAAGUGCUUAUCAUGGACAUCUGACAUCCCUGAUUGACAUAAGUCCAUAUAAAUUCAGAAAUCUAGAAGGCCAAAAGGAAUGGGUCCAUGUGGCUCCUCUUCCUGACACAUACCGAGGAUUAUACAGAGAAGACAAUAAGGAUCCGGCCACGGCAUAUGCCAACGAAGUGAAAAAAAUAAUUGACCAAGCACAGCAAAAAGGAAGAAAGUUUGCUGCAUUUUUUGUGGAAUCUUUACCAAGUGUUGCUGGACAAAUCAUUCCACCACCUGGUUAUUUCCAAAAGGCAGCUGAGCACAUACACAGCGCAGGAGGUGUAUUCAUUGCUGAUGAAAUUCAAGUUGGCUUUGGAAGGGUUGGCAAACAUUUUUGGGCAUUUCAACUUCAAGGAGAGGAUUUUAUUCCCGAUAUUAUCACCAUGGGAAAACCAAUUGGCAAUGGGCAUCCUGUCUCUUGUGUAGCAACGACAAAGGAAAUUGCAGAGGCGUUUUCAGCAACAGGAGUAGAAUAUUUUAACACGUUUGGAGGAAAUCCUGUGUCCUGUGCAAUAGGCAUAGCAGUCUUGGAUGUGAUUGAGAAGGAACAGCUUCAACUCCAUGCCCUCCAGGUGGGAAGCUUCCUCAUGGAACUACUCAAUCAGCAAAAAGCAAAACACCCUCUAAUUGGCGAUGUCAGGGGUGUUGGAUUGUUCAUUGGAGUAGAUUUGGUGCAAGAUCAAGAGAAAAGAUCCCCUGCUACUGAAGAAGCAGCCAUCAUCGUAACAAGAUUAAAGGAAGAAUUCAUUAUGUUGGCUACAGAUGGUCCAGGCAGAAAUGUGCUUAAGUUCAAGCCACCACUCUGUUUCAAUGCAGAAGAUGCAAAACUGGUCGCAGACAAACUUGAUAAAAUAUUAACAGAGUUAGAGAAAAGAGAAGCUUAGAGAAAGUUCACUUCCACUACCUUCAUAUGGUUACAGACAUGGUGCUGAAUUCUACCAUGUUUCUAAUAUAUUUUACUUAAGCUACAAUACCAAAAAUACUACCUUUUCCCAACUACAAUUAUUAAGUUUAUUGUAUUUCUUGUAAUACUGAUAGUACAGAAGUUCAAAGCUCUACAGGUGUUAUCUGUUAAUCCAACUCUUCAUGCAGUGGGAUAAAAAUCAAUUGAUUUAUCCAGAAAACAAACUGCUUUAUUGGUUACAGAACCUAAACCACAACUUACACUCAUUUCUAUUUAUAUUAUAAAAUUAGCACCUUCCAGUCA